Messenger RNA from Stegodyphus dumicola, 1702 nucleotides. RefSeq lists its product as uncharacterized. Lineage: Eukaryota; Metazoa; Arthropoda; Arachnida; Araneae; Eresidae. The record is from RefSeq and is a predicted model, not a curated record.
CCAAACAAAGUCUUUCUUCAGAUUUCAGGUAUAUAUUUUACUGUUCAAUAUUCUAAAUAUUCUAAACAUGAUUCACCUGAAGUUUGAUAUUAUUUUCAUUUGACUGUUUCAGCAUGUUUUAAAUAUCAAAAUUAUCAUCAUUGAUGCGAGUAAUAAUUUCAGUAUAAUAAUAGAUAUCUUAAUAGAAGCUUAGGUGUUCUUCAGAUACGAAUUUCUUGAAGUCUCAUUCAUUCAAAUGUUUGAAUGACAUUUGAAAUUCUCCACCGUUGGUUUAUGGUGUAUCGAAUUUCAAUGUAUAAUUAUGCAAAUUUAAAUUGUUAUAACAUUUAGUAUUUAUAUAACUGAUUUUUGUACUGUUUUUACAGAAAAUAUGCCAUUUAAAUGCUGUGUAACUGGUUGUCGGGGAAAUUAUAAAGGUACUGAAAAGGUGCAUACAUUUUCCUUUCCCAAAAAUGAUGCUCUUAGAGAGAGGUGGCUAAGAAAUAUACCUAGGAAGGACUUCUCAGCAACUCCAUAUUCUCGGGUGUGCCAUAAACAUUUUCAACCUGAUGACCUCAUCUGGGAAACAUCAGCUUUCGAUGAAAAAAAUGGGAAAAUCAUUAAAGCUUCACUGCAGAGACCAAAACUAAAAGAAGGCGCUUUUCCUAGCAUAUUUGAUGGCUGUCCAUCGUAUUUAUCUUCACAAGCUGGUAGUUCGAGAAAAAGUCCGAAUGAGAAAAAAAUGGAACGAGAAGCAAACCUCAUGAUGAAAGCUAUUGCUCAUAGUAAAUUAUCAGCUGCUGAGUAUUAUAAAUCGAGGACAUUUUCAGACUUUAAUGAACUUUUAACCUGUUGUACGCAAUAUAAAUUUUCUACAUUUUGGAACGUUGUGCACAAAGACAAUAUCUUGAUGUUUUUGAAUUUAAAAUGCACUGAUGGAUGUGUAAAAUUGCUUUAUGCAGUCCACAUUACUGCAGAUCUUUUAUUAUCUGUAUCGUUUCAAAAUAAGUUAUUGACUCAUAUCAGUAGUAAGUAUAAUGAGUUACCUAUAAAAGUAAGUAAUAUUAAUGAAAUUCAUGAAAUACUUGAUCAUAUUGAAAUGUUAGAAACUAAAGACUUAAUGAAUUCGAUUGAAAUUAUAAUCAACCUGAUGAAAUCUUUAAGUUUCACAAAUGAAGGUGAUAAAAUUUUAUUUGAGUUCAUGAUUGAACAACUUUCUCUUGUAAAAUGUAAGCCCCAAAAUCGUCAAUAUUCAUCCAAUACCUUAAUUUUAGCUUCUAUGUUUUAUUUGUUAUCGCCCCAAGCAUAUAAAUUUGUCCGACAAUCUGGUAAUUUAAUUUUGCCUCAUCCAAGUACUAUACAUAAAAUAAGUUCUAAAUUAAAUGUAAAUCCCCAAAAGGAAACAGAUGAUAUGUUGUUUUUGGCAUAUGCUAAGCAAAAAGCUUGCUAUCUGAAAGAGCAUGAAUUAUAUGUUUCAUUAAUGAUGGAUGAAAUUCACAUCAGACCUUUUCUUGACUACAAAAGUGGAGAUAUUGUUGGAAUUGGCCAGGAAGUUGAUAACUUAGCUUCUAGUGCACAUGUAUUUAUGAUACAGAGUAUUUUGUGCUGCUUUAAAGAUGUUGUCCAUAUAUUACCAUCGAAGAAAAUGACAGCUGAAGUUUUGUUCACUGUUUUGAAAAAAAAUAAUUGUUGGUCUUGAAGCAAUAGGUUUCAAAGUAAUUGU